AUGACCUUGGGUCGAAUGGAGAGUUUUCCGAGGAGCUCUUUGCCGAGUUCUGUAAAUGUGCAGUUGAGUAAUAGAGGGUUGUGGCGACAGUUCCACGGAGAAACUACAGAGAUGAUUAUCACAAAACUUGGGAGACGGAUGUUCCCCGCCAUCCAGGUGUCUAUCACUGGACUUGAGCCCCACGUAAAGUACUACGUCCUCCUGGAAAUAGCGCCUGCUUCACAGCGGAGGCACAAGUACGUCGGCAAUCCAGAAAAAAAUACAAAUGACGACGUGAAGAGGAAGCACCAGGGGUGGACUGUAGCUGGAAAUGCCGAGGUCCAAUCACCACCUCAUAAGAGACUUUAUCUCCAUCCGGAUAGUCCCGCCACCGGAAAACACUGGGGACAACAGCCCGUCAGCUUCGCCAAAUUAAAAUUAACAAAUAAUACCGUCGAUCACCAUAACAAUAUUGUUCUCACAUCGAUGCAUAAAUAUCUCCCGAAGAUCUGGAUAAUCCAAUCGGACGGCUUAGGGAGUAUCAGCAACAUCUACAGCCAGCCCUCUGCCUGUUUUUCCUUCGAAGAGACGGAGUUCAUAGCAGUAACGGCCUACCAGAAUGAGAGCAUUACAAAGUUGAAAAUCGAUAACAAUCCCUUCGCCAAGGGUUUCCGAGAGACAGGUCAUUACCGUUGCAAGAGAAAACUCGAGGAGAGCUCGGAGAACUCUCAGGAGGAGGAGCCGGGUACCCCGGAAACUCCAAAGAACAGCGAAAAAAUUGAGAGAAUCGAGAUCGAAGAGUCAAAUGUGAAAGGCUAG
Messenger RNA from Fopius arisanus, 798 nucleotides. RefSeq names its product T-box-containing protein TBX6L-like. The coding region runs from base 1 to 798 and encodes 265 amino acids. The transcript is spliced from 5 exons. Lineage: Eukaryota; Metazoa; Arthropoda; Insecta; Hymenoptera; Braconidae. Gene Ontology annotation, biological process: regulation of transcription by RNA polymerase II; cell fate specification; heart development. Gene Ontology annotation, cellular component: nucleus. Gene Ontology annotation, molecular function: DNA-binding transcription factor activity, RNA polymerase II-specific; RNA polymerase II cis-regulatory region sequence-specific DNA binding. The record is from RefSeq and is a predicted model, not a curated record.